This is a messenger RNA of Dryobates pubescens (Downy woodpecker), 1699 nucleotides long. RefSeq names its product RELT like 1 (gene RELL1). The transcript is spliced from 7 exons. Lineage: Eukaryota; Metazoa; Chordata; Aves; Piciformes; Picidae. The record is from RefSeq and is a predicted model, not a curated record. Gene Ontology annotation, biological process: positive regulation of p38MAPK cascade. The coding region runs from base 35 to 919 and encodes 294 amino acids. Gene Ontology annotation, cellular component: plasma membrane.
GCAGCACGGAGGAAGCGCGGGCUAAGCUCUGGGUAUGGCUCCGGCAGCGGCAGGCGGGGUCCCGCCGACUCUCCCUUCGGUGGGCUCGACGGCUGUCUGGCGAGGCAACGGCUCCGCUCUCGAUAAUGCCCAGGUUUUGGCAAGUUACGACUUACGAACUACACUGACAACUAAAAUUGAUGGCAGUGAUGGCAAGGCUGCUGAGCACCCAGAGUAUAUUGCUUUUGCAUUGGUUCCUGUUUUCUUCAUCAUGGGUCUCUUGGGGAUCCUCAUCUGUCAUGUCCUUAAGAAAAAAGGAUAUCGUUGUACAACAGAGGCUGAAGAACUAGAAGAAGAAAAACUUGAUGAAAAAAUAGAAAUGAAUGAAACUAUACAUGACAAUAGCGACACUGUGGGACAAAUUGUUAACUACAUUAUGAAAAAUGAAGCAAAUGCUGAUGUGUUAAAGGCCAUGGUAGCAGAUAGCAGUGUCUUUGAACCCGAAAGCCCUUUAUCUCCUACCUCUCCUGGGAGUCCAACGAGUCCAGGGUCUCCUUUGUCACCUGGUGCCGUUCCUUUCAAACAUAACUGCAAAGGCCACCACUUCCAUACUGUUGGAGGAGUAGUGGAAAAGGAUGUGUGCACUCGUUGUAGCCACAAACGGUGGCACCUUAUAAAGCCAGCUCACAAAUCUAAAGAGCUCACCAAUCUGAAGAGGAGAAGUCGUCUUGGAGAAGUGACGGUCCUUUCUGUGGGAAGGUUUAGGGUCACUAAAGUGGAGCACAAAUCGAAUUCCAAAGAACGGAAGAGCUUGAUGUCUGUCACUGGUGUGGAGAGUGUCAAUGGGGACAUGCCUGCCACACCUGUGAAACAAGAUGGAAGUGAAGCACCUGCUGGACCUGAGAAACAGGAGAUGCCAGAGAGGAGAAGCUCAGAGUAAACUGCAGGUGGAACUUGUAGAAGGAACUUGCCUGCUACACUUCGGAGACAACUGAAAGCUCCCAAGGGAUGCAUAUUAUUUAAGGAAAUGUAUUUAUGGCAGUGUAGCAUUUUACAAGUUCUGUGGUGGACUCCAUGCAAGGUUAAACACUUAAUGGUUUCUCACCAGUAAAAUCAGUAAGUUGUAAACACUCAAGUACUGUUGAGCUGUGUGGACCUCAUACCAAAUGCUGGUCUUCAUCUUGGAAAAUAAAACUCAAAUCAGGUUUUGGAGAGGAAAGGUAGAAGCCUUAUCAAAUAAUCCAAAGAUUUUGUACUUAGAGAAACAUUUGUAAUGAGCUCGAUGUUACAAGUAACAUGAUUACCCUGCAGAUAAACUGUGUUUACCCCUCAGGUCCAUCUGGAUAUUUCUCCUCUCUUCUUCCCCUCCAGAACUGACAAGUGUUGGCUGAAGAUAAAAAGCCAGCCUUUGGAAGAUGAAAGUAUUCUUUUAAUCUUACUGCUAGUAGCCAAGCAAAAUAUACAAGGACAUAAUUAUGGCAGCCAAAGUCUGCAUGUGUGCCUCUAGUACAUAAAUGCUCGGACUUUGUGAAGGCUACCUCACAGUACAGAGUGGUUCAGCUGUAUGCAGGUGUUAAAUAACUUUGUCUUCCCCACUUCCCCUUUACUGCUUAACAUAUGCCAAGGAACAUCUUUUUCUGUGCAUCUGGGUGAGCUCUUGGAAACUCAUUUUCCUCAAGGCCACUUUUUCUCCCCUUUCGUUGUGACUAAUCAUUUGUGU